This is a messenger RNA of Salvelinus sp. IW2-2015, 1170 nucleotides long. RefSeq lists its product as uncharacterized. The record is from RefSeq and is a predicted model, not a curated record. NCBI's taxonomy places the organism in Eukaryota, Metazoa, Chordata, Actinopteri, Salmoniformes, Salmonidae.
UUUCCAAAAGCUCACCAUGUGUAAUUUGACUUCACUUGCACCAGCGACGGACUAAACUGCGUACGUCUCCGGAAUUUUCUUCUAUAAGGUAAUCUUUGCAUGAAAAAAAUGGCAAUACGCCGUUUGAUUACAUUUGCCCAGUAGCCUUGCUUGCCAGGCUAAUAGACACACUGCUGGGGAACAAGACUAGUCCAGCUACAUCGUGAUGAAGUGGCUCCACGAUGGAACAACUAGCUGGGCUUGGCUCUCCCUCUCCUGCUGCCUCCUGAGUGCCUGGUGCCCGGUGGGAGCGGAGGUGGGACCCACGCCCGACCCAGAGUCAGGGGAGCCCAUGCAGGGAGACUGGGAGUGGGGCUCCGGUUCCUUCAACCUCCAGGAUCUACUCCACAGCUUCCCCGCCGACAGCCCUUUUGUGACAGAGAUUCCGGGGAACCCUGUCAACUGCUCCCAGCGCUUCUGGCUGCCCUCGGCCUCCCCAGUCUGCUGGGACGACAUUGCCGGGCCGGAGGAGUUUGAGCAGUCUCGUCUGCUGGUGCUCCAGAAUAGGGCGGCCCUGCAGGCGGUGUCCCUGGCCAGCGAGGUGGUGGUAGAAGGGGGAACUUCAGCCUCGUUUAAACAGCAGGCCUUGGAGGACUUGCAGGUGGUGAGGGCGGACUACCUGAACGUGACAGAGACGACGGAGACCAUGCAGAAGGUGUUCCUCACACUGGAGGAGAAGAGGAAGGAGGGGACAGAGCACUGGACCUUCUCAAGUAUAAAGGAGCACAUUGCCAAAACRAAGGACUCCAUCAACGGAAAAGACAACGUGGCAGCCCUUCUAGAGAAACAGUUCUCCAGCCUAGAGAAGUCUUUACACAUCAUGCAACUCCGACUUGACAAACUAAUGGCACAGUGAAWGAUGUGUUCUUCAGGCAAUUUUUUUGUCAGCUUUUGAAUGAACUGUACCAUCAUGUAAUAUAUCCCACUAACAAUGCAUGCAAACUCAGGUUAAAACCCCCUUUACAAAGCAUGAGGUGCACUUUCUUUGUAUAUGAACUAGGUAUUUUAUUCUUCCGUAGUCACAUUCCUAUUAGGUGUAUUUUAAUCCUAUCUGAAACCCAAACUGCACGCAGCCUACAGCAUCAGGGAGAUUUUGAUGGAAAUAAAAUAUAUUUUUAUACUCAGCAUGCA